AUGGCAAGGUGGUGCAUUGUGCUCGUUGUUUUUGCCCUAGCUUCUGUUCACACUAUAGCAGCUAGGAACAUGCCUAAGCCCAACGAUGCUGGUUUCAAGGACCAGAAGAACAUCAUAAGCGGCGCUGGUGGCUUCUCCGGAAUCGGUAACGACGGACUCCCCUUCGUUGGUGGUGGUGCCGGAAUUGGCGGCGAUGCUCCGGGACUUGGUGCUGGUGGUGUUGGGAUUGGUGGAGUUGGCGGACUAGGCAGCACUGGUGGAUUUGGUGGUCUCCCUGGCUCGGGUGGUGCUGGUGGCUUGGGUGGUCUUGGCGGCUUGGGUGGUCUUGGAGGACUAGGUGGCACUGGCGGGCUAGGCGGCUUGGGAGGAUUGCCUACUGGUAGUUUUGGCGGUUUAGGCGGCUCUGGGGGACUUGGUGGCGGGAGUGGUAUUCUUCCUCACCCUUGA
Argentina anserina (silverweed cinquefoil) is the source of this 447-nucleotide messenger RNA. RefSeq names its product glycine-rich protein 23-like. Lineage: Eukaryota; Viridiplantae; Streptophyta; Magnoliopsida; Rosales; Rosaceae. The coding region runs from base 1 to 447 and encodes 148 amino acids. The record is from RefSeq and is a predicted model, not a curated record. The transcript has a single exon.